This is a messenger RNA of Girardinichthys multiradiatus, 2389 nucleotides long. It is a transcript of the gene plxdc1, whose product is annotated as plexin domain containing 1. The coding region runs from base 378 to 1820 and encodes 480 amino acids. NCBI's taxonomy places the organism in Eukaryota, Metazoa, Chordata, Actinopteri, Cyprinodontiformes, Goodeidae. The transcript is spliced from 13 exons. The record is from RefSeq and is a predicted model, not a curated record.
GAGACACACAGUGAAAAGAAACGUCAGACUUAAAAGAGAGUGGGAGUGGAGAGAAGAGGAGAUACCUCACGCUGUAGCUCUUCAGUUGUUUAUCAUCUCCAUUCCAACCAUGGAUUCAUCACCACAAGAUUUACUCUGAGGGCCUGAAAAGGACGCAGGGCGGAGAAGGGAGACAGACGGAGGAGGGAAAAAAGCAGGAAACCCUGGCUGAAGUAAGGAAAAAGCAGCUGUUAGAAGGAGGAGAACAAACAGCAAGGAAAGGUAGGGGAUAGCAGGAGUGAGGCGCCCCUUUUUUCCACGCAACACAAGAAGAGAAAAGGAAAAAGAAGGAGAGGGACGAUAAAAGUGAGGGACAGAGGGAGAAUAGCAGUCCUGACAUGGGGUUUUGUGCUUUUCUUCUCAUCUGUCUAUCCCAGGCUGAGCUGGGGAGGGUCUGGGCCCAAGAGUAUAAAGAUGCAUAUAGAGAGACUGCUCUGAGGACGGAUGGAAACACAGCCAGUUUUCAGCGAACCAGGGGAGACCGGCAGAACCAAGAAAAACACAGAGAAGCCCGCAAUGUACAGGCUGACGGAGGAGGAGUUGAUAUCAGUCCUCUUCCAGACAACAUGACCCGUGUAGUGGAGGACUCCCAGAAAUACUACAUAUGGGAGAGUUUUGGUCCAACCGAAAGAAAAACUGAAUGCUUGUGGGUCGACCUUAAUAACCUGCAUAAAAGUCAAGUCAGAAUCCAUAACAUCUUGUCUAACACGCACAGACAGGCUGCGAGAGUGGCACUUUCCUUUGAUUUUCCUUUCUAUGGACACAACGUCAGACAAAUAAUUGUAGCAACAGGGGGGUUCCUCUUCAUGAGUGAGAUCACUCAUCGGAUGCUGACUGCAACACAGUAUGUAGCACCCCUUAUGGCAAACUUUGACCCCAGCUUCUCCAAAAACUCCACAGUGAGGUACAUGGACAACGGUACUCUGUUUGUGGUGCAGUGGGACAUGGUGCGACUAAAGGACCGAGAAAAUGAAGGAGCUUUUACUUUUCAGGCAGCCCUCCACAGUAAUGGAACUAUUAUUUUCAACUACAGAGAGAUCCCUGUACCAGUGGAAAAAAUUAAUUCCACAGAGCAUCCAGUUAAAGUCGGACUUUCUGAUGCUUUUAUGGCAUUCCUCCCUGCUUCACAGCUCUCAGAUACAAAGCAACGCACAAUUUAUGAAUAUCAUCGUGUUGAGAUUGACACCACAAAGAUCGUCAGUGGGUCUGCAUUUGAAUUCACCCCUCUGCCCACUUGUCUGCAGCACACAUCUUGUGAACUCUGCUUUACAUCCAACCUGACAACCGACUGUGGAUGGUGCAACACGCUCCAAAGGUGUUCUGAUGGUAUUGACCGGCAUAGACAAGAGUGGCUGGAAUACAACUGCCCUGAAGAGUCUAAAGGCAAAUGUGAGGACUACAACCCUGUGUUACCUGAGGCAACUAUGAGCUCCUUCAAUAACUUGUCCCUUGAACUAACGCCUUCGUUAGCAGACCUCGAAGAGCAUUCUGUCACUAGAGAGUCCAGUCCUCCAAACCACAGGGAGAUAACAGAGAAUGCAGCCAUCAUAGCAGGGGUGGUGGCAGCAUUAAUUUUGCUGGUAACAUUGACCUUACUGGCAGUUUACUACAUCAACACACACCCUACAGUUGCUCCACCAUUCUACCUCAUGCAGCGACGCACAAAUAACUACUGGCCCUCCAUGAAGUUUCGGAAUCAGAGCUGUCACUCCACCUAUGCUGAGGUUGAACUUGGUGUUCAUGAGAAGGAAGGCAUUAUCGAAGCGGAGCACUGCUGCUAAAUGUCUGGAACUUUUAGAGAAAGUGUGCCAUCUUGAGCAAUGUAAUGGUACAAAACAUUCAGGCAGAUUACUGACACAAGAUGUCCUUACUUCAGCCUAUGUGGUUGGACAGUGUUUACUGUACCUGCUCCUGUUGCUCUUCCCAGUUUUCUCUGUAAGUUUUUGCUGUUUUGCAAUCACACAGCCAUGUUAUCCAAUGGUUGGGGGGUUGCACAAGAUGAAGAUGAUCUUUUAGACCUAUUGAUGGAAGUGGCCGUCAGGGAAUAAAUCAAACAAGCCUUCAUACUGCAAACCAAUGUACAACUCAUCUUAAUCUACAUGUUUUUGUUAUCCAUUUCAUGGGGUGUUUUUGUUUUAUGAAACUUCUACGAAAGAUUUGACGGGUUCAUAAUGACGCCAUGUGGACUUCACUGCAACAGAUAUUUAGCUAUACAACAGAUAGUGAAUUAAAUGAUCAUUUCAGAUUUUUCUGGACAAUUAUUGUAUGAAUGGAUGUUAGAGUAACCAAUGUAUGAGUGUUUUCUCUAAAACCUUCUGUUUAAAUAUCUUCUAAUAAAAGCUGAAGGACA